Cuscuta campestris is the source of this 459-nucleotide messenger RNA. The record is from the annotation of a GenBank genome assembly. Lineage: Eukaryota; Viridiplantae; Streptophyta; Magnoliopsida; Solanales; Convolvulaceae.
GUCCCCUAAAUAUUGCUGGAGGCUGGAGUUUUAUAUUUGCCAAAGGUAUUAAGCUAUAUCAAAAUGGCAAAUUAAUAUAAGCCUUGAGGCUGAUGUCAUGGAAUUGCUUAAACUCGCUCGAGAAGCUAGAUGUCAUGUACUAUUCUGGAAGCUUCAGAACCUUUAUUUUGGUCGGCGAGCUAGAAAAUCAAAUUGAUAUUUUUGAGGCAGAACUGGAAGGACUAAUUGUUAAAAAGAGAAAACAAGGCCCCCAAGAUUGGUUCAUUUGGAAGCAUCCAUUGUUCGACACAAGGCUCAUAUAAUGAAGUUAGAAUUAAUCUUGAGGUUACUGGAUAAUGAUGAGUUGAGCCCAGAGCAAGUCAAUGAUGUUAAAGAUUUUCUGGAUGCUAUGUGGAGCGCAAUCAGGUUUGCUUUUUUCAAUAUAACCCCCCUCCCCCCAAAUAAACUCAUGUCAUUUAA